CGGCGCAUUGAAAUGACGCAUUCCUUUCAAAUGGUGGAUAGCUCAGAUCAGAGGUAACGUUAGUGAAGGUGAAGAAGGGAGUGUUCUUUGAUAAUUGCUGCUGAAAAAACAAGGGGCAUGAUUUGUUAAUUUAUAAUCUACCUGUCAUUUGUCAUAGGUGAAGGUUACUUCGCUUCCUUUAGUUUUUGUAUCAGCAACGCCUCUACAUAGGCGUAGGGUGCUAACUUCGCUAAUUGUUAGCAGUAGGCGUGGAUGCUGCUAGCCCUAGCUAUCAUAGUCAUCUUCCCAUUACUUCCCGCCUAACAAGCUAAGCUAGCUACUCACUCAUCUUCAAGGUUUAUUCGAGCUGUUUACUUGACAUCGUUUUGUUCACUCAAGAGGACCACAAUGCACGGCUUGUGAGCCGCACUCCACCCUUGGUGCAAUGUCUCUGGUUUUCUCACGCCCCAGCUCCACUGCUAUUGGCAAGAAGGACAAGAGACUCAUGGCUGAGGUGAACGCCUCCCCGCUCAAGCACUUUGUCACCGCCAAGAAGAAGAUCAACGGGAUCUUUGAGCAGUUGGCUGCGUACAUCAAAGAGAGCUCCACCUUCGUGGAAGAUACCCAUAAGAAUGAGGAGCUGGACCCCAUCACCACGGAGGAGCAGGUGUUGGAGGUGCGGGGGUACCUGUCCAAGGUGGCGGGCAUCGCGGAGGUGCUGGCCCGCAGACACAUGAAGGUGGCCUUUUUCGGGAGGACGAGUAACGGGAAGAGCUCUGUGAUCAACGCCAUGCUGUGGGACAAGGUCCUGCCCUCGGGCAUCGGACACACCACCAACUGCUUCCUGCGCGUGGAGGGCACGGACGGGAACGAGUCCUUCCUCCUCACCGAGGGGUCUGAGGAGCGCAAGAGCGUCAAAACGGUGAACCAGCUGGCCCACGCGCUGCACCAGGAUGAGGACCUGGACGCGGGGAGCUUGGUGUGUGUGAUGUGGCCCAAAGCCAAGUGUGCCCUGCUCAGGGACGACCUGGUCCUGGUGGACAGCCCCGGCAUCGACGUCACCACAGAGCUGGACAGCUGGAUCGACAAGUUCUGCCUCGACGCUGACGUCUUCGUGCUGGUCGCCAACUCCGAGUCCACGCUGAUGCAGACGGAAAAGUCGUUCUUCCACAAAGUGAACGAGCGUCUCUCCAGCCCCAACAUCUUCAUCCUCAACAACCGCUGGGACGCCUCCGCCUCGGAGCCCGAGUACAUGGAGGAGGUGAGGCGGCAGCACAUGGACCGCUGCUCCAGCUUCCUGGUGGAUGAGCUGGGCGUGGUGGACCGGGCCCAGGCCAGCGACCGCAUCUUCUUCGUGUCGGCCAAGGAGGUGCUGCAGGCGCGCGUGCAGAAGGCCCAGGGCAUGCCGGAAGCAGGAGGCGCACUGGCUGAGGGCUUCCAGGCCAGAAUGUUCGAGUUCCAGAACUUUGAGAGGAGGUUUGAGGAAUGCAUCUCCCAGUCGGCGGUGAAGACCAAAUUUGAGCAGCACACGGUGAGGGCCAAGCAGAUCUCAGAGGCGCUGCGUUUGAUCAUGGACUCUGUGCACAUCGCAGCGCAGGAGCAGAGGAUUCACUGCCUGGAGACCAGGGAAGAGCGGCAGGAUCGCAUGGAGUUUAUCGACAAGCAGCUGGACCUUCUCACACUGGACUGCAAGAGCAAGAUCAAGCAGAUCACAGAGGAGGUGGAGAAGCAGGUGUCCAACGCCAUGGCUGAGGAGAUCAGGAGGCUCUACGUGCUGGUGGAUGAGUUCCACAUGGACUUCCACCCCUCAUUGGUGGUUCUGAAAGUCUACAAGAAUGAGCUGCACAGACACAUUGAGGAGGGGCUGGGCAGAAACAUGUCGGAGAGGUGCUCCACGGCCAUCACGUCCGCCCUGCAGACCACACAGACCGAGAUGAUCGAGGGGCUGAAGCCCCUGCUCCCGGCCCCCGUGAGGGAGCAGGUGGACAAGCUGGUCCCGCGCCAGUGCUUCAGCCUCAGCUACGACCUCAACUGCGACAAGCUCUGCAGCGACUUCCAGGAGGACGUCGGCUUCCACUUCUCCCUGGGCUGGACCAUGCUGGUCAACCGCUUCCUGGGGCCCAAGAACACCCGCCGCGCGCUCAUGGGAUACAACGACCAGGUUCCCCGCCCCAUGGCCAUCACCCCGGUCAGCACCAGCAUGCCCCCCUUCCCGCAGGGCUCCAUGACCCAGGAGGAGCUCAUGGUCUCCAUGGUGACGGGCCUGGCCUCCCUCACCUCCAGAACGUCCAUGGGCAUCCUAGUGGUUGGAGGCGUGAUCUGGAAGGCUGUAGGCUGGCGGCUCAUCGCUCUGUCAGUGGGUCUGUACGGCCUGCUGUAUGUGUACGAGAGGCUCACCUGGACCACCAAGGCCAAGGAGAGGGCCUUCAAGCGGCAGUUUGUGGACUACGCCUGCGAGAAGCUCCAGCUCAUCGUCAGCUACACAGGCUCCAACUGCAGCCACCAAGUCCAGCAGGAGCUGGCCGGCACCUUUGCCCAGCUGUGCCAGCAGGUUGACGUGACCCGACAGAACCUGGAGGACGAGAUCAAGGACAUGAACAGCAAGAUCGAGCUGCUGGACACCCUGCAGAGCAAAGCCAAGCUGCUGAGGAACAAGGCGGGCUGGCUGGACAGUGAACUGAACAUGUUCACUCAGCAGUACCUGCAGCAGGGCCGGUAGAGGGCCGGAGGAAGCACAUCUGCUUCCGAUUGGACGAGACCUGCCUCAUGCUCCGCGCUCUUUUCCGAUUGGACGAGACCUGCCUCAAGCCCCGCCCUCCUUCCCCCAACGUUUCACCCUGAAACUCUGCAAAUAGUCCUCCUUUCUGCUUGGAACUUUAUACAACAUUCUUCUCCUUAAUUUAAGUAUAAGACCUUUUAUCUGUGCUUUUAUAGAGGAAAAAACAUUUGAUACCAAAUAUCAUUCUAAGAUAUGGGUCUAAAUAGUACUUGAUUCAUUUUUGUUUUUGUUGUUGUUAUUUUUGUUUUUUUGUUUUUUGCAUAGUAAAUGUGAAUUAAAUUAAGAUGCCUUUUUAAUCCACCUUAGGUCAUUUGUGCCACUUGGCAGAAAGGCAGCCUAAAAAAAGCACUAUUUUUGUUAUUGUGUAAAUACCACUGCUUUGUUUAAAACUAAUUUGUAGUUAAUUUGUAGUUUCUGUGGCAUAUACAGUCAUUAUUUAUUCUUAUUUUAAUCCACAAAGUUUGGUGAAGUUUCAGUCCUGCUCUCGUGCAAUGAAUUGACAUGCAUGCUGGGGUGGACAGGUCAGUUAAUAUCGGUCUAAUCUAAAAGCCUUGUAUUUUAAAGAGGUCGGCUUGAUUUGACAAAUUCUAGUUCCGUAGACGCAGCUAUGAACAAACCCUAGUGAAGAGGCCAACUGGAGCAUCCGUGUAUAAGCUCCCCCCCACCCCCUCAAUCAAACCCAGUUCACUUAUCAUGGCAGGACGUCAAAGUUUGUUGAUACGACAGACACUCAUUGCUAAUCCCUCGGCUAACAGGACCUCUUAUUUCUCCAGUUAAAAUACUCGAUGCACUUCUCUGAUUCUGACUAUAUUGUCCAUACACCCCUGUGGUAGAAAUGUUGGUAACUUUGUAACUAGGAAGUAAAGUGUGCUUUGGCGAAGAGUGAUGUCCGGUGUCUUGGGCUAGUGAAUGAACUGUUUAAUUGUCAGUAUAGCAACGUGUCACUUGCUUUCCCAUUCUUUGUCUGCAGUGUUAAUUUUACUCCAGCGCUGUAGAUUAGGUGCACUGUAAUGUUUAAAGCGACACAGAAAUGUGUGGGAUGUCCGCAGGAAAUGAGAAUCGGUUGAUGCAAGGUGACCGUGUGAAGGAGUGGGAGCUCGGCUGUACAGCCCGUUUGAAGUAACAAGGAAAAGUUAGUCUCGGGUGUCUUAACGGCUGGCUGAAUAACCGAUCCCUGGAGGAGGAUCUAGAGCACAGACUUGAGGUUCAGUUAAAUGUACAGGACGGCAGGAGCCGCCGGUUUGCACUGUAUCCUGGUUAAAUCCCGCCUUUAUUAACUGCCUCUAUUAGAUGCAGCCACAUCUGUAAGCGAAAGGGAAAUGAGUACAGAAACGCUGACCUUUAACCCCUCGUUUCAGGUCACGGUGUAACUGGGAAAAAAAAACAAAAAAACAACAACUCUGCACCCCAACUUGAAGGAAAUGGAGGAUAAAAGGGGUUAUGGUGUGAUGUUAAGUGUCAUUUCUUACCUAGAUGAGUACUGAGGCACGCACAUGCAUUUCUGUUGUGUAGUCUGAACACGCGUCAUAUCGCAUGAUUGCAUAGGGCCUCUCUCCCGAGGCUGCCUUGCUGCACAUUAGAUGUCUUUGGGGCACGUGGCUGUCGUUUGGAGCGCUGGUGGUGCCAAGCGAUCUGAAUUGACCCGGUGAGGGCCAUUCAGAGUGGAGAUGAUGCACUUUAAGUUUGCUAUUUUUUUUUUUUUUUUUUUUUUUUUUGUAUGUUUUUUUGUAUUUUCGAUUCUGCCUCAUUCGUUCUGUAAUGACCAAAACCAGAGGGGUACAUGAAUUGCGGAGGGAAACGGACGUUCGAGGUGGAGCGUAAAUUGUAGACGUGCAUGCUGUGGCUGUUGUAAUCCAUUGUCUUGUUACACUGAAUGUAAAAAAAAUAAAAAAUUAAAUAAAAAUAAAAAAACACAAUAAAGGCAAGAUCCCAGUAAUAA
Conger conger (European conger) is the source of this 4697-nucleotide messenger RNA. It is a transcript of the gene mfn2, whose product is annotated as mitofusin 2. The record is from RefSeq and is a predicted model, not a curated record. Gene Ontology annotation, cellular component: mitochondrial outer membrane. Gene Ontology annotation, biological process: mitochondrion localization; mitochondrial fusion. The transcript has 18 exons. NCBI's taxonomy places the organism in Eukaryota, Metazoa, Chordata, Actinopteri, Anguilliformes, Congridae. Gene Ontology annotation, molecular function: GTPase activity; GTP binding. The coding region runs from base 425 to 2698 and encodes 757 amino acids.